Molecule: messenger RNA, 708 nt
Organism: Blepharisma stoltei
Lineage: Eukaryota; Ciliophora; Heterotrichea; Heterotrichida; Blepharismidae
Source: the annotation of a GenBank genome assembly
AUGGGCUGCGCCAAAUCUAGAUUAAUCCCUCCUUCUCAAGCCAAAAUGCUCGGCUCCCAGCUAAGCUUAAAGACAGCUGACGGAAACACAAUACAAGCCCAAUAUUUCAACCAAGGCUAUAAUGUGACUUUAAUUAUUUCUCAUGGAUGCGACGAAGAUUUCAGCCAAAUCGAAGAAUGAGUAAAAAAUAAUUUAUUGCAGACGUUAAAAGCGAAUAUUUUCAUAUAUGAAUAUUCGUAUUUUAAUGAUGGAGAAACUCAGGUUUCUGAAUUUGGCUACUCAGACUGUGAGUCAGCGUUUUGGUUUGUUUAUGAAUGCUUAAGGACUUCUCGAUCCAAGAUUUUUCUAUAUGGAAGAUCUAUAGGUGUCGCUCCUAGCUGCCAUCUAGCAGAAAAAUACCCAGACGUCGGUGGCCUAAUAUUACAAGGCCCUUUAAACUAUAAUUUCAGAGGAAAUUCUGAUAAUAAAUUCACGUUUCCUAGGGAGAUGUUCCCUAGUAUUGAAAAAAUGAAAAAUAUUAGAUGCCCUAUACUGGUAAUUCACGGGAAUAAAGACGAUAGUGCUAUUAUGCCAAGUGCGAAUGAGCUGUAUAAGUCAUGUAGAAGUAGCCAAAAACAGUGGCAUUCGUUAGGAGUAGAUCAAAAUGCAAAUCCAUGCCAGGAAGAAGUAUUGGAGACUAUUAAACAUUUUAUGGAUAAGUCUAUAUAA